Phyllopteryx taeniolatus (common seadragon) is the source of this 6925-nucleotide messenger RNA. It is a transcript of the gene gabra3, whose product is annotated as gamma-aminobutyric acid type A receptor subunit alpha3. Bases 421 to 1905 code for a protein of 494 amino acids. The record is from RefSeq and is a predicted model, not a curated record. The transcript has 12 exons. Gene Ontology annotation, molecular function: GABA-A receptor activity; GABA-gated chloride ion channel activity; transmitter-gated monoatomic ion channel activity involved in regulation of postsynaptic membrane potential. Gene Ontology annotation, biological process: gamma-aminobutyric acid signaling pathway; nervous system process; signal transduction. NCBI's taxonomy places the organism in Eukaryota, Metazoa, Chordata, Actinopteri, Syngnathiformes, Syngnathidae. Gene Ontology annotation, cellular component: neuron projection; synapse; postsynapse.
CCACUUGUCGAGCACAUCGCAGGCAAGUCGGCAAGCAUGCGAUGCGCGUCCACGUGGCCAGUGGCGCGCGUGACACAUGAGCGGCUUCAGGGUUUGCCCCUCCUGAAGAGCACCAAUCUCAGAUGGCGACAUGUUGGGGGCGGGAAGGAUAGUUUGAGAAGGGCAGAGCUUUUUUUGCGAGGGGAACACAAUCUCGCUGUUAUUUGAACGCUGGCAGCAAGCAAAAAAAAAAAAAGGAAAACAAGGAAAAGAAAUCCCGAAAGGCAGCAGAGAGACAUCAGCCGGACCCCGCGUCGGAACCUCGUUAACUGCAAAGACUGGAGGGGGGUGGGGGGGGGGGGGGGGAGAGAGAGAGAAAAAAAGAAGAAACAGCAGGAAGACGAGCUUUGUUUCCAAGAGGAACCCUGUGUUUCCAUUGAUAUGGCUGCUCCAUUUCGGAAGCCUGAACCCCUGCGCUCGGCCUUGUGGAUCUUCCUUCUAUGCCUCAGCAUCUUUCCUCAAGCCAGUGCCGUUGUUGGACACAGAGAGCCGCUGCCUGACGACAGUAAUAAUAUCACAAUUUUCACCCGCAUCUUAGACAGACUGUUGGAUGGAUACGACAACAGACUCCGUCCUGGGCUGGGAGAGAGUGUGACCGAAGUGACGACAAACAUUUACGUGACAAGUUUUGGCCCAGUGUCGGACACUGACAUGGAAUACACCAUCGAUGUCUUUUUCCGCCAGAGUUGGAGAGACGAGAGACUGAAAUUUGACGGGCCCAUGCAGGUGUUGCCCCUCAACAACCUCCUGGCCAGCAAGAUCUGGACACCUGACACCUUUUUCCACAACGGAAAGAAGUCCGUUGCCCACAACAUGACAACGCCAAACAAACUUCUGCGACUCGUUGACAACGGCACGCUUCUCUACACUAUGAGGUUGACCAUUCAUGCCGAAUGUCCCAUGCACCUGGAGGAUUUCCCCAUGGAUGCGCACGCCUGUCCCCUGAAAUUUGGAAGCUAUGCGUACACCAACAAUGAGGUGAUUUACCUCUGGACUCAAGAAGACGAGCGCUCGGUUGCUGUGGCAGAGGAUGGUUCCAGGCUCAACCAGUAUGACCUACUGGGACACGUUAUUGGCAAAGAAACCAUAAGUUCCAGUACAGGGGAAUAUGUCGUGAUGACAACAUAUUUCCAUUUGAAAAGGAAAAUUGGAUACUUUGUGAUCCAAACCUACCUUCCCUGCAUCAUGACAGUCAUACUGUCACAGGUGUCCUUCUGGUUAAACAGAGAGUCGGUUCCUGCGCGCACCGUGUUUGGUGUCACCACUGUCCUCACCAUGACGACCCUAAGCAUCAGUGCCCGCAACUCCCUCCCUAAGGUUGCCUACGCCACAGCCAUGGACUGGUUCAUGGCCGUGUGCUAUGCCUUUGUCUUCUCUGCCUUGAUUGAGUUUGCCACAGUCAACUACUUCACCAAGCGCAGCUGGGCGUGGGAUGGGAAAAAAGAGGGCAUGGAAGUCAGGGAACCGUUUCAGGCUAACAUGGCCAGGAUUAACGAUAUGAGAAGAGAAUCGGCAACUCUCUCCAAAAAGGCAAACAACACCUUCAACAUUGUUGGAACAACCUACGCCAUCAACGUAGCCAAAGACCAAGGUUUAACAACCAUUUCUAAGAGUGCUAGUAGCGGGGCGUCGGCCAAGCACUCCUACCUUCAUAAAAUGGAUGACCCCUACACAGAAGCGAAGAAGUCUUACAACCGAGUCAGCAAAGUGGACAAGAUAUCACGCAUCAUUUUCCCUGUCCUCUUUUUCAUCUUCAACUUGGGCUACUGGGCCACAUAUGUCAACAGAAAGCCUGCCAUCAUAAAGGUGGCACAACAGCGACCCCCUCGCGCCACUGAAUACUAUGAUGAUGCGAUGAAACAUUAAUACGGUUUCACAGUCAGAACGGCCCUCCGAGGGAAACCGCAGCAGCAGCAGCAGCAGCGUGACCCACGACAAAAAUGGCUUUGACGUCCCUGAUCUAGGGCGUCCAGAAAAAAAAAAGUCUCUGCCCAUCAUUUACUACCUUGUACAGCGUCAGGUGUCAUCAUUCUCCAUGAACCAGGAAUUCACCGGCUUCCUAUGCAGAAUUAGCAUGCUAACUAAUAUAUGGACACAAAUGUAGUUAUCUUUGUAAAGGCAAGAGUUUUGGGAGAUUGUGAAAUGACGUUUCUGCGAGUGUGUGUGUGUUGUGAUAUUUUGCUGAUCCAUAAAGAUGGAGGGCAAAUGCUCUCAUUACCUUCUAGGGAGUACAUGAUCACAACACAGCUGGCCAAUUUGUUAUCACUGUCACACCUUGUGUUUCCAACAGAAAGGCACCAUAUUUACUGUAUGUGCGUGUUCCAUGUAAUCGAGCAAAGCUGCAUAAUGGCAGACCACUUUCUACAGCGAUGUUAUGCAAUCUCUGCAUCUAAGAGGUUGCUGUCGCAUUGCUUUUUUUUCUUCUUCCAGUAGCUCUGGCCCUGUCUCCCGCUGUGUGUAACCAAGUGUUCCAAUGACUGCUUGUCAUUUUGUAAAACAGUGAAACUGUGUUUUCUUUUUCUAUGUUUUGCAAGCAUGUGGUUCAGGUUGUCAUUGUAGCUUACCAGUAAAGACAAGGAUUAAUAACAUGCAUGCACACACACACACAUUAUGCAAGGAUGAAUUAGAAGACACCCAAGAAGCUGUUCUACGGUCGCUUAACUGUGGUCCUGUAGCCGGGGCUGCCGGUAUAGUGCCAUAGGGAACAUCCUUAAUAAUCUUCAGUGUCUGGCCUUCAGCUCAAGCUGAAUCUCAUCAGAGCCAACGCAGCAUCAUCUGGAAUUGCUUUUGCAUCCCAUGGGGCAGCCUGUGCAUUUUCAAGUCCAGUGGCUUUUGAGCUGGCUGACUACGUUUGAUUAAAAAGGAGCCAAGUGCCUUGGUUAACAUACAGACAACAGAAAGGUAUUAUCACACAUCUACAGCGCACACACGCACAAAAUAGCUCCUGUGUGCACAUCACAAGAGCUGGCGCUUUGUGGCUGUGUCCUAGCCACCCACAACCUUUAUAUGGGGAAGGGGCACAAAAGCCAUUCUAGGAUCCAGUAUUGAUUUGGUUUCGCGCUUUUCACAUAAGAAAAUGCCACCAUUACCUCAGACCGAAGCCCACUUCUAAAGUUUUUCCUCUCGUCAUAGAAAUGAAAGAAGUACACAUGGCUGUUUUAUACAUAACAUAUCUUUGGAAAUGGAAAAAAUAUAUAUAUAUGGGGAGUAUUUUCUUUUGCUUUGUGAGUGGUUACUUGGGUUUUGCUGCCUACCUAGCCAUGUUUUUACUCAUGUUAUACUUUUGCCUUUGUCAUACUUUGAUUGUGUAAAGUGUCUUUGAUUGUCUACACUGUUUGUACCACUUUUAUGUUUUGUAGUAGACAACAAGUAUAUGAUUCAUUCCGAUCAGGAUUAUACAGUAAAUCAUUAUUAUAGUAACGAAGACAGAGCCAGUGGGGAAAACAUUGAUUGGUUGAACAUACCACACAUUAUUUUCAUAGCGGAUCUGCGGCGGGGCGCAAAUGCCGGCGGAUCCUGAUUUUUGUGCAAGCGCAAGGCUCGCCGCGCACGUUUGCCAAUUUGGCAGACCGGUCUGCGCCAAGCCGGGCGUGCCGGCAAAGCGACGGUGUGUUCUCGGAGAUGUGCCCGGCGGGGUGACAAUUUGGUGACAGAAAAAAACCUCAGACCUAGACCGCUGUUCUAAUGCGAUUUGGGUGAAUUUGAUCUCGACACAGGUAGACCGAUUCAAGUCAUCAACGGUUAUCACCAGCUCAUUCUGUAUUUCGUGAGGGUAGCCGCUCACAUUGUCUGUCGCCAAGAGCAGUGACAAUGCCCCACUCACGCACGGAUUGCUGCGACUACGCAUCAUCCUCGUCCACACAGAGAUGUCUCCGUUGAGGCUGUCAGAUGCGCCUCAUUUAAAGGGAAUGAGAGGAGCCGCUUUGAUUCGCGGCGAACGGAGUCAGCUGUAGACACACCCACUGCGGCGCAGCCCGCCUGCUCUCGGAUCUGCCGGGCUGCGCUGGUCUUCGAAAUCACCGACACCCGUUCUAAACCGCCCCUACCGCACUGUUGCGCUGUCCGCCGCACAGGAAUUUCACCGGUCAUGAAAAUAGAGCGCUAUAUGUUCCUUAAUUCCUUAAGGCAUCUUUUGAAAUAGCCUUAAGGAGUAAACUAAAUAAUAAGUGGUAGUUUAUGUUACAGCCUCUCUUAAAGGGGUUUUAUUGUGACAAACCAUGUCCUAUGUAUCAGUCAAAAGUGAACGCAUGACAAUCUGCUCAAAUGCAGCCUCACAAAAUGGGAUAUGCAGUAUUAUGCUCAAGUAGCUCUUAGUGUCCGUGUUCUUGUGGUCCAGCCAAUUCACUCAUCGGUGACCCGCUCAUAUCCCCAGAGACACCUUCAUGAAUGAUUAGUGCAUAUUUAUGUGAUGUUCAUUUCUACCGACAAGGUUAGGAAAGUGCUUUUUCCCCUCAUUUGCAAGCAUGCAGAGUUUAUGAGCCUGCUUUACCUGCAGCUCAGUAACAAAUAUAAUCAUUCCUGAAGUUCCUUCCUUGGUAAUGUCAUUUGGAGCAUAUUUUAAGAGUGAUUACAGGGUCAGCAUAAAUACAACAACAUGGAGGAUGCUGCCAAACAAUCGCGAUCAAUAGCUCCCUAACAAAAGGAUUACUGCUCAUUUUUUUGCCACAUCAUGUUGUGACAGGUGGCCUAGGUCUCUGCAACUCCGCUCCUGCAGGGAUUUUCAAUUCUUUGAAUCUGUGGUUAACUAUGCAUUCUGCUGGAGGACUGAAAUGAACCAUUGCAUCUCUCAGAGCAAGUGUCAAAAGUCACUGUCCUCCAAGUGGAUCGCAGAAGCCUUUUAUUGUAUUUUAUUUUAUUAAGUAGCUUGCCAAAUGACAGGAGUGAGUAGUGAAUUUACAUAUUCAAAAGAUGCACCGUCAAAUACAACAGCAUGAAAAUCAUUGCAAACCUCGUUCAUAUCGUGUGACUGGUAAUGCUACCAAUUUUGUUUUCAUCUAUUUAAUUUGGGAGGACAGUUAAAUGCAGUUGAAUGCAAAUAAAUAUAUUUUUAAACACACAUAAAUACGAAUCAACUUCUAUUUAAUGAACUGACUUCCUUCAGCCUGCUCAUCGAAUGUUUGUGUUUUAUCCCACUGGCUUGUAAUUUAGCCGAUUUAAGAUGUUCAAUGUUUGAGAAACGCCUGAGAAAUUCUUCAUGCUUCAGACAAUAUCGAAUUUUACCUUAAACUGUAGCUUGUUUAAUGCUGCAACCAAAGAUGCAUUUACAUGCCCACUAAAGAUGCUUAUAAAAAGUAACUUACCACUUAACCACUUGCAGUAGGCCUACAGUUUCAAAUGCUUAAAGCUUAAAAUGCCAGUAUGCGUUUGCGAUAUGAUUUUCACUGACACGACGUGGUCAAUCAGGAGACUUGUUUCGUUUGCAACAUUUGUGAUGAAAUCGGAGAGCCGGCGUAACCUCUGGCUGGUACAAUUGCAGACUAAUGAGAUCCAAAGCAAAAGCCGUGUCAAACAAUUGGCCUCAACGGAGCUAACAGUUCUGCGUCAUAUGGGGGGGGGGUCGGUGUUAGAAGUACCUCUCGAAUGGCGUGCGAAUGAAUGCGUACGGUCGCCGAGCUCAGAAACUUCCCAGCAUAUCGCAGCACUCUCCACAUACUAUGCAAAUAUUCCCCCGGGGACGACAGCAGAAAGAGGGUGGCAUCACGACAACCCGAUUAGACACCAAGUUUAGAUUAGUAAUGACAAGACACCAAAAUGGAAGAAUACGCAUGCAUUUUGACAUGCAUUGGUAUGUCAGAAUUCAAUAUCGUCUUUUUGAUACAGAUCUUGAAUUAGAUCUCACGAGACUGUGCUGCAGUUUACCUAGGUGUACAUCGAUAUCUACGUCUGUAUGCAAACCCACAAUGAUUGCCCAAUUUCCCGUCGCUCCAACUUAUGACUUUAGUUUUUUUCCCAUUAGAGCUAUUUUUCACCACAAGUAUCUGUUUUGUUCAUCUGCUGUAUAGGUGGCAACAACAGCCACUCAACUUUUGCCUUCUACACAAUAUGCAGUAUACAUUUGUGUUUCUGUCAAGGACACUUCUGUGAGUGACCAUGAACAUGUUUUUGCCCUAAGAUGAUAGUCGUGAUCAACAUUGAAAUGCAUGCCCAAACAGAUAUGUAACCAUAGCUUGUUUGAAUUUGAGAGUCAAUGUUUUGGGUUGUAUGUGUUUUGUCAGUUAUUUUCCCACAGGGCCAGAGUUAACCACAACGGAACCAUGUCAUCACACCAAGGCAUAACAUAUAAAAAGUAUAGAAAAAUACAAAGAUAUUUAUGCUUAUGGUUUAUACAACAUAACCUCUAAAAUGUUGAUGCAAUUCUCUUGAUGGGUAGCGUUCCAUAUCCAAAUAGUAUAUUAAAUAACUAUAACUGAUAGCUGAGACAAAUGUUACCAAGUUGUGAAUUUGUAGAUAUUGUGGAAUCAAUUCCAAUAGUCUGUGAAUAUGGAUAUGUCGCGUCAUUUAUUUUUCAAUUCGAUACGUAGCGAUGUCUAACAGUCAGCUCUGUAACACUGCGUGUUAUAGUGUUUUAACGCCGUGCCGUAGAUACUGUUCGUGAAUCUACUUACGAGAUCAGUACCUUGUGUGCAGUUUUUUUUUCCCUCGCGAAAAAAACUUAACUGUGAAUUAGCAGCUGUUUGCAAGCAGAGUUGUACAUCCUGCAAUUCCAGCGCAUGUCUCUCCGACGAGACUCCACAAAGACAGGCCCGGGAACCUACUGUAGUGUUGCUGGGAAGUGGCCCCGUCUGUGUUCAGUCACUGGACUCUGUAUGUUGACUUCUCUCGUUCAUGUGCUUACUGUCAUGAGAUGUAGCAAAUGGAAAUUGAAAUAAAAGGAUGUCGUAUUUUG